AUGGCUGGGGCAGUCCGCCAGCAUGCGGCCGGCUGGUCGCUGCUGGAGGAUGAUCACGGCGUGCUCGACGAUCUGCUGAGCAGCGAGACCGAGGCCGUGGUGAGUCGGUUUGCAGGCGGAGGCGAUGGGCUGGUUGCGGCAAGGGGAUAUGAUGCGGUCAAGGACGGGCUGCGGUACAUCGGCGUCCGGGCAGCGCUCGAUGAGGCUGUGGUGGCGCUCAAGGUCCCGUAUGAUCGGACCGACGCCGAGCACGAGGACAAGCUAUUUGCGCUGUGGGAUGCACUUCGUCCGGGACUGGAUCGGCCAGAGCGGAUCUCACCCAAGUGGGGCAUGCUCGGCUUCCAGGGCCGCGAUCCGGCAACUGACUUUCGCGGCAUGGGCCUGCUCGCGCUCGAGCAGCUGCUCUUUGUGGCGCAGUCGAGCGGGACCGGGUACCUUGCGGUUCUCGCCUGCGCCGAGGCGUGCGACGAGGAGCCGUUUUACCCAUUCGCCACCGCCGGCAUCAACUUUACGGCCUUUGCGCUGGCAGCGCUUCGGCGUGGCGACCUCGACGGCGCGUUAAUGGCAGCGGCGGCGGCCGUCGGCGCGCAUCAGUGGACACUCGAUGCGGCGAUGGAGGUCUUCCACGCGUUCUAUGCCCGGGCGCUCCUCGCCCUCCACGCCCAGUGGCGAGCCGAAAUGCCCGAGGACAUUAUGGCCUUUCCGGGAGUCUCUGAGCGAGUCCAGGCCGCCAUGGUUGCCAGGGUGCGGCGCGGCGAUCUGAACGAGCUGCUGAGUCCUGGCUUGUAA
Thecamonas trahens ATCC 50062 is the source of this 789-nucleotide messenger RNA. RefSeq names its product ELMO domain-containing protein 2. The record is from RefSeq and is a predicted model, not a curated record. NCBI's taxonomy places the organism in Eukaryota, Apusomonadida, Apusomonadidae. The transcript has 2 exons. Bases 1 to 789 code for a protein of 262 amino acids.